Molecule: messenger RNA, 658 nt
Organism: Austrofundulus limnaeus
Lineage: Eukaryota; Metazoa; Chordata; Actinopteri; Cyprinodontiformes; Rivulidae
Product: ubiquitin-conjugating enzyme E2 G1
Source: RefSeq, a predicted model, not a curated record
AGCCGCUGAUUCUUGUGUGAAAACAGAGAAACCAGCAGCAGGCAUCGCAGAGCCAYAUUUAGCUCCGCUUUCAGAAAGUGUUCGUCUAACACACUUCAUUUCUCCUCGGUUACGUUCGCGUACCAUGACCGAACAAUCAGCUUUACUUCUUCGAAAACAACUGGCAGAGCUCAACAAGAACCCUGUGGAGGGCUUUUCAGCUGGUCUCAUAGAUGAUGACGACAUUUACAAGUGGGAAGUCGUAAUCAUUGGUCCGCAAGAUACUCUUUUUGAAGGAGGCUUUUUUAAAGCAUACCUAACCUUUCCCUACGAUUAUCCACUACGACCACCAAAGAUGAAGUUUAUCACAGAGAUCUGGCAUCCCAACGUUGCAAAGAAUGGGGAUGUUUGCAUCUCGAUCCUGCACGAGCCAGGAGAAGAUAAAUUUGGUUAUGAAAAGCCUGAGGAGCGCUGGCUUCCAAUCCACACCGUAGAGACAAUCAUGAUUAGUGUUAUCUCCAUGCUGGCAGACCCAAACAGUGAUUCACCAGCUAAUGUGGAUGCUGCAGUAAGUUCUGCUAUUUCUGCCAUUCUCUAUAAGUUGCCUUUUAGCUCUUGUAAGCUUUGUGUCAAUUUAAUUGAUUGUGUCAUCGUUGCCCCCACCAAAGGUGAAAGGGCC